AUGUCGAGCUACAACUACGGCCCCCCACCGCCGCCUCCCCCGGCUGCCCAGGCGAGCCAUCCUGGCUAUGGGCACCACGGCGGCACUUAUCAACAGCAUUCACGAGGCGGAGGCGCUCAUGCUGCUCGUGGCGGGCGUGCCGGCUACCCAUCGAGUGGACGCCCUGAGUAUUCUCCGGCCCAUCAACCCCAGUACGAAUACGGCCGGCAGCAGCCAUAUCCUCAACACGGCCCAGGAUAUCCCGCUCAGCAGCCUGCUGGCAACAACUACGCUCCCCAACAGCAGUGGCAUCAAGACCACGCACAUGCCGCUCCACAACAUGGCGCUCAUGCUCCUACACCAUUGUCGACUUCCAACUACCAUCCAAACUACGCUCCCCAGGUCUAUGCCCAUCCUCAACAUCCGCAACACCCUCAGCCGCCACCUCACCAACCGGGGUAUGGGCCACAGCAGCCGCAACAGCCCCAGCAGCAGCCCUACAGCCAGCCAUAUCCCGCUCCUGCACAAUACAACGCUGCCCAGCCGUGGGCUGGGCACGACACUCAUGCUCAAAGUAAUUAUGGUGCCGGUCGCGGUCGGGGCGGUUACGGAAACGAUCGAGGCGCCUCUCGAGGACCUAAUAUGGCCACACCUGCACCCCUAGCCUACGGAAGUGACGGGGUUCAUCAUCAAGCGAACGUUGGAUACAGCCAGCCAUACGUCGAUCCGCGUGCGCAACCCGUCCAAUACCAAGCUCCAGCUCCGUAUCCAUACCACGCCCCUCCUCCAGCACCUCACGCAGCGAUCCCUCCACAGGAGCCGUAUUACAAACACGAUGGACAGGCUGGUCGGGGCCGUGGUGGACAUCGCGGCGGCAACCCACGCGGCCGUGGUUCGUUCCAUGGCAAUGAUAGGGGCCGUCAUCGUCAACAGGGCAACAGCAACCAUAAUCAUAAUCACAAUAAUCGACAAGACGGAGGGUUCCACCAUAAGCAUGAUAAGCACGACAAUGCUGCUUCGGGUAAGAAGAAGAAGCGUAAAACUAACACUCUUGGUCUUACACCCGGUCAAGACUCAGAGUCGGAAGACGACGAGAUGGAAGAGGAGACACUUCGCAAGUUGAUUGGAGCAGAUGCAUUGCAGGUUACUGAUGUUGCCUCAUACAUUGCCGAGCGGAAGAAGCGCUUCCCCACGGCUGCGCGCGUCAAGGCUAAGAAGUCUGUCGAGACCACGCAAGGAAGCGGCAACAAGAUCCACACUGAUCUGGAGAAGGAAGAGAACCUCGCUAGCAAGCUGAGAAGGCAAUUGGAGAAGGUUGAAUCGUCUAUCAAGCGCAAGCGUGAACAGCAAGACGAGGGCGAUGAGAUGAGAGACAGCCCUUCCAUUGACAUCAAGUCUGAAGACGAUGAGCCAGAAGUCGCGUCAAGUCGUGUUCAGCCGGCCCCCCCUCCACCCCCUCCUGCCAAGAAAGCGGACAUCUCAAAACAUUGCAAGUACUACUCUACGGGAGGUACUUGCGGCAAGAAGGGCAAGUGCCGCUUCGUCCAUGAUCCUGCCGUUAGGGAGGCAGCCAUGAAGGAGAGAGAGAUGAACAAUGGCCACCUUACCAUCCAGCAGCGUUUGAUCUUGAACGACAAGGACCAAGAGGACCUAACUGUUCUCCAGUCAAUUCAAUACCUGCGGGAGAAAGGACUGAUGAAACCUGAAGAUCAGCCCAACGGUACCAAUGGGCACAAUGCAUCUGGGAGCUCUCAGACCUCCCAAUCCCAAUCCCGCCAGCAUCCCAGCAGUCUCCCCGCUGCGCCUGCUUCUCUCCCAGCACCACCUAUGAAGCAUCACAACGGGCUUCCUCCGCAUAAGCCGCCUCCUUCUGCUGGUGGAUCUACAGUUCGAUACAAAGGCUGGAACUUGAGUGGAUAUGGGAACUCGGGUCUCAAGUCGGAAGACCUCCCAUAG
Colletotrichum orchidophilum is the source of this 1935-nucleotide messenger RNA. RefSeq lists its product as uncharacterized. The transcript has 2 exons. Gene Ontology annotation, biological process: box C/D snoRNP assembly. Gene Ontology annotation, molecular function: metal ion binding; RNA binding. Gene Ontology annotation, cellular component: nucleus. The coding region runs from base 1 to 1935 and encodes 644 amino acids. The record is from RefSeq and is a predicted model, not a curated record. Lineage: Eukaryota; Fungi; Ascomycota; Sordariomycetes; Glomerellales; Glomerellaceae.